Apiotrichum porosum is the source of this 447-nucleotide messenger RNA. RefSeq lists its product as uncharacterized. The record is from RefSeq and is a predicted model, not a curated record. The coding region runs from base 1 to 447 and encodes 148 amino acids. Lineage: Eukaryota; Fungi; Basidiomycota; Tremellomycetes; Trichosporonales; Trichosporonaceae. The transcript is spliced from 2 exons.
AUGCUUGCCUCCCCGGCCGUCUCUUCGUCCUCGCCGGCGACAGAGUCGUCGUGCUCGAGUGUCAGCAUCUUCCCCUCGGGCACACCGGCGUUCACCCCCAGCUCCCCCGCCUUUGAAGACCGCGUUCAUCCAGCGUCUCUGGAAGCUUGUGGCGAGCACGACCCAGCCCUUCUCGAGUUUAUUCGUUCAGAUGUCUCAAGGGAUCUUGUCGCCUUCAUCUCUCGCACCACCACCAGUGUCAUUCAGAGCUCCACUGCCAUUGACCUCUCCACCAUCGACAUGCGCGCCGCGGGCCUCCCCGGCCUGACAACCUUUGUGGCGGUCGUCUGUGACCAGUCCAAUGUCCAAGUGGCUACCCUGGUCGCCACCAUUGUCUACCUGGAACGUCUGCGUACCCGCCUGCCUCGUGUGGCCAAGGGUAUGUCUCCCCCUUUAUUGCAGCACUGA